UCUUCUGCACUAUAUCCAAAAUGGCGGACGAUGGAGAAAUUGACAUCGAAGGGGAGUUUGAUUUUAAGCUGGAAGUUGAAGAUGGAUUCUAUGAUGCCAAUGAACUGCCCUCAAAGAGUGCAAACCUGCUUCCCGAGUUUACCAACCCUCCAUGGAUGCUGGAGCAGGGAUGGACAAUGGACAGCUACAUGGAUGAAAAGUCAAAGGCCACCAUAGAAAGAAUGCUGAUGGAAGAACAACAAUACCUCAAUGGCCGAUCUAAGUCAAAGAUGGUUUCAUCUGACAAGUCUCCGCCUUCCAGCCCGACAAAACCCAAGUCGAACUCCGCCAAACGAAGAGAAACAACUUUUCCCUGGAAUGAGGAAGAGAAACAACUUUUCUCAGUGGGCUGGUAA
Messenger RNA from Haliotis rubra (blacklip abalone), 395 nucleotides. Its product is annotated as histone H2A deubiquitinase MYSM1-like. The transcript has 4 exons. The record is from RefSeq and is a predicted model, not a curated record. Bases 21 to 395 code for a protein of 124 amino acids. Lineage: Eukaryota; Metazoa; Mollusca; Gastropoda; Lepetellida; Haliotidae.